Funneliformis mosseae is the source of this 183-nucleotide messenger RNA. Lineage: Eukaryota; Fungi; Glomeromycota; Glomeromycetes; Glomerales; Glomeraceae. The record is from the annotation of a GenBank genome assembly.
AUGGUUUCAAUUGGUUCGGGGAUUGCAAUACAAGAAUUGGAGGUCCCACAAUUGGACGUGUAUUACGUUGACCGGGGAAAUGACGAUGGAUUAAUCGGUCCCGCCAUUAACGGUAGUGGUGCUUUCAAAGUUUGGUCGGCUAAUAAAUUAACCGACUCGGAUGAUCCGUAUACGAUUGAUUAA